Pomacea canaliculata is the source of this 648-nucleotide messenger RNA. RefSeq lists its product as uncharacterized. The coding region runs from base 97 to 420 and encodes 107 amino acids. The transcript is spliced from 4 exons. The record is from RefSeq and is a predicted model, not a curated record. NCBI's taxonomy places the organism in Eukaryota, Metazoa, Mollusca, Gastropoda, Architaenioglossa, Ampullariidae.
UUCGCUACGAAAGAUAGAAGUGAGAUUUUAUUUGCAGUGACCAUACAGCCAUCGUUCCGUUGCUGGCGCUGCGCUGGUUGAGGAAGGAGGACCAUCAUGGCCAGACCUGUUGUCGUGGUGCUGCUGCUGCUGCUGGCGGCUUGCAUCUCCCUGACCACCGCUAGACGGCGUGCAUUCCACAGAGCUCUCGGAAAAACGCACAAGAAGUCGAUUGAAAGGCAGUUUGUGACAAGUCCAGCUCCAGAUGGAGACAAGGAUGAUGACUUGGGCUUUGUUCGACUAUCUUUCCGCAAAAAACCAAAAGGGUCUCCGCAAAUCACUAUCAGACUUUCUAACGGCACCGACGUCUUUCCUCCCGGUACUGGUCAACUGUCGUCCAAAGAGGGUUUGACCAUCGACCUGCAAAAUCUUGAGACUUAAAACACAGCUGUCGACUCAAAUUGUCGCCUCAUGUGCCAGAGGGCACAGAAAUCGCUGAUCAAUUGAUUUGACAAAAACUGAUAACUAAAGCCUUGCUGCUAACAAAAGUAAAUGUAAGCAUUAGACAUUGAUGAUCCACGAACAGUAGAUUUCACUAGCGACACUUUUGCCUUGAUGAUGCUUGAUGCAGGGCUUACAAUGGAGAAAAUUAAAAAGUCGUCCAGUUGA